AAAAAAAAUGUAGCCUCCACAGACGCAUACCAGAAGCGGUGCGGCCGAAAGAAACGCCAGAAAAUGAAAAUCCUACACUGUUAGGGCUAAAAAUCAUCCAACCUCACAUGUCAGCAGAUGUUGUAACUUAGCUUGUAAAUGUUCGUCGGGGAAGUGUCCAACGUAACACGUGUUCAACGGGAAGUUUCGCGCGCAUGCGCUGAUACUUCCUCGGCAGCAGGUAAACUAAACCACCAUGGCGGCGAGAGGCCAUGUGCAGGACCCCAACGACCGGAGACUCAGACCCAUAUACGACUACCUGGACAAUGGCAACAACAAGAUGGCCGUCCAGCAGGCGGACAAGCUGCUGAAGAAGCACAAAGACUUGCACUGCGCCAAGGUGCUGAAGGCCAUCGGCCUCCAGCGGACGGGCAAGCAGGACGAAGCCUUCACCCUGGCCCAGGAGGUGACCUCGCUGGAGCCCACGGACGACAACUCCUUACAAGCGCUCACCAUCCUCUACAGGGAGAUGCAUCGGCCCGAGUUGGUGACCAAACUGUACGAGGCGGCGGUGAAGAAGGUCCCGCUCAGCGAGGAGUACCACUCUCACCUCUUCAUGGCGUACGCCCGCGUUGGCGAGUACAAGAAGAUGCAGCAGGCGGGGAUGGCCUUGUACAAAAUCGUCCCCAAGAAUCCGUAUUACUUCUGGUCCGUCAUGAGUCUGGUCAUGCAGGCCAUCUCAGCCCAGGAUGAAAAACUAUCCCAAACCAUGUUCCUGCCCCUGGCGGAACGCAUGGUGGAGAAGAUGGUCAAGGAAGACAAAAUUGAAGCGGAGGCAGAGGUUCAGCUCUACUUUAUGAUCCUCGAGCGCCUGGGAAAAUGCGAGGAGGCUCUGGAAGUGAUCAGGGGUCCGCUGGGAGAGAAACUGACCAGCGAGCUUCAGAGUCGAGAGAGCAAGUGCAUGAUGUUGUACCGACGACUUCGGCGCUGGCCCGAGUGCAACGCCCUGGCCCGCAAGCUCCUGCUCAAGAAUCCCGACGAUUGGCAGUUCUACCUGUCCUAUUUCGACUCGCUCUUCCACCUCAUGGAUCAGUCGUGGAGUCCGCCGGCGAAAGGGGAACAGUGCUCGGAGGGCGCCGUGCACCACACGGUGGCGGAGGCGGUGAGGUUCGUGGAAGAGCGCAUCGCCGGCGAGGGCGGCAAAGACGCUCGCUCGCUGCGAGGUCCUUACCUGGCGCGGCUGGAGCUCGUGCGCCGGCUGCGAGAGCGCCGCCUUCCCCAAGAAAGCCAGCUCGGAGAUCCUUUAGAACGGAUGGUGCAGUUUUUCGUCAAGUUUGGCGACAAGCCUUGCUGCGUCACGGACCUCAACAUUUACCUCCACCUGCUCGCCGCGGACCAGCACGUGCAGUUGGUCAAUCGGCUGAGCGAGGCCGCCCCCGCCGGCCCGGCCUUCCCGGACGACACCAAAGCGCUCCAGAGGCAUUUGUGCGUGCGUCAGCUGAGUCGGGCGCUGGGCCUGCAUCACGCCCUCGACGCCGCCGCCAAGCUGAGGCUCAUCGCGGAGCUCAAGGCGCACUACCGGCACGGCCUCAAGUUCGGGACGAACGCUCUGAAAACGGAGCUGCAGUUUUCCGACAUGUAUUGCCUGAUGGCGGCUCACGUCUACAUCGACUUGUGGACAGAAAGCGGCGACGAAGAGAUGGCGUGGCAGAGUCUGGGCCUCCUCCACGAAGGUUUGUCCAACAGCCCGUCCAACGCUCAGUUCAAGCUGCUGCUGCUGCUGCUCUACUGCCGGCUGGGCGCCUUCGAGCCGGUGGUGGACCUCUACGCCAGCCUGGACGCCAAGCACGUCCAGCACGACACCAUCGGCUUCCUCCUGACGCGCUACGCCCAGUCCUUGGGACAAUUCGCCGCCGCGUCACAAGCCUGCAACUUCUCUCUCAGGUUUUUCCACUCCAACCAGAAAGAUACCUCGGAGUACAUCAUCCAGGCGUACAAGUACGGCGCCUUCGAGAAGAUCCCCGAGUUCAUCGCCCUCAGGAACCGACUCAACCAGUCGCUGCACUUCGCGCAGGUCCGCACCGAGAGGAUGCUGCUGGACUUGUUCCUGGAGGCCGACAUCGUGUUGAGUCUGGAGGAGAGUGUGAAGGCCAUGUGUUUGUCCGCAGAGGAGGAUGACAUCCCCUGGGACAACAUGAGGGACAACAGAGACCUGACAGUGUUCACCUGCUGGGACCCCAACGAGCGGAAGUUGAGCGAGGAGCACCGGCGGCGCUCCCUGGAGGAAGAGCGGGCCUGGCUGCGGUUGCGCUCCCUCACGCUGCGCCUCCUCGCUCUGGUGGCGGCGCUCGGGCACAAACCGUCGUCGCAGAACUCCCCGGCGGGCGCCGAGAACGGCGUGGCGGACAAGUCGUCGGCGCUGCGCGGCCUCCUGGCGCAGCUGAGCCAGAACCUGCUGACGGCCGCGCAGCUGGCCGAGAGGCGCACGCAGUACCCCUUCCUGGGACCGCCCGCCAGCCGCCUGGCCGCCGCCCUGUCCAGCGGCGCCUGCCAGUGUCAAGCGGCGGCGCUGCAGCUGUCGCUCCACGUCCACCGACUGGACGCCGUCGGACUCGACGAGUCAUCAGAGCUGCAAACGCAGAUGUGCAACGCCUUCAAGUCGCUGGCCGUUCAGCUUGAAGAAAUGCUGAAUAAGUGCAGAGGAGACCUGCUGGACCUGAAAGAGGGCAAAUUAAAAAUCCGACCGUCCUUAUUAGAAAACCUCGUCUUCUUUGUGGAGACGGUGUGCGUGGUCUUGUGGGUCGCGGGCUACUGCACCAAAGUCCUGCGGCCGCUCAAGUCCAGCCUACAGAAGAAGAAGAAGAAGAAAAAGGACGUAAGCGCAGCUCAGCCGGCGGUGGUGUGCGGCUUCCAGGAACUGACGGCCAACUUGCAGGACCUCCUCGCCCGGGCCCUGGAGCACAUCCGGGGCCAGGAAGUUGGAAUAACGGCGCUGAAAAUGGCCGAUCUGUCUCUGGAAGGAUCCACAGAGGAGGAGUCGUCGUUCACCAGGGCGGCCCUGGACAAGCUGCAGAGCAGCCACCUGCGCUCGCUGCAGGAGGCGGCCGAGCUGCUCAAGAAGCGAGCCGACACUCUGAAGAACCUCAAGAUCUGAACGCCGCCGCGCCAGAUCCUCCCGAAAGCAUUUCCGGAACGCUCUUCUCACCGGCGUACGCGCACCUACGUACGCCUCUCACGCCGUGACGUUCCCGCGCUCAUUUUUAGCCCAACUAGUAAAUUAUUGUACAUAGUAGCUGAGAGUCCAAUAAACCACUAUUUCCGUUGCCC
This is a messenger RNA of Syngnathoides biaculeatus (alligator pipefish), 3306 nucleotides long. RefSeq names its product N-alpha-acetyltransferase 25, NatB auxiliary subunit (gene naa25). Gene Ontology annotation, cellular component: cytoplasm; NatB complex. Gene Ontology annotation, molecular function: protein-N-terminal amino-acid acetyltransferase activity; protein binding. Gene Ontology annotation, biological process: N-terminal peptidyl-methionine acetylation. The record is from RefSeq and is a predicted model, not a curated record. The transcript has 23 exons. Lineage: Eukaryota; Metazoa; Chordata; Actinopteri; Syngnathiformes; Syngnathidae. The coding region runs from base 236 to 3133 and encodes 965 amino acids.